Molecule: messenger RNA, 947 nt
Organism: Cryptomeria japonica (Japanese cedar)
Lineage: Eukaryota; Viridiplantae; Streptophyta; Pinopsida; Cupressales; Cupressaceae
Product: large ribosomal subunit protein uL1
Exons: 4
Coding region: 180-830 (216 amino acids)
Biological process (GO): translation
Cellular component (GO): large ribosomal subunit
Molecular function (GO): RNA binding; structural constituent of ribosome
Source: RefSeq, a predicted model, not a curated record
AAAUUCACAUUUAUUUAUUAUUUUUUAUCGAGCAUUAAAUCAAUAAUGGUACCCGUGUGUGAAGACGAGUAAAACGAGAGAAGGAUAAACCAAAACCCUUUUCUUUUUAGGUUUUCAAUCUCUCGGCCCAUCUGUUAGGGCAAGACACGAGCAGGGGUUUCGGUGCGGCAGUAACAAGGAUGAGUAAGCUUCAGAGUGAUGUGUUGAGGGAGGCGAUAACAGGACUGGUGGCAGACAGCAAGGAAAAAAAGAGAAAGUUUGUGGAGACGAUAGAGCUGCAGAUAGGUUUGAAGAACUAUGACCCCCAGAAGGACAAGCGCUUCAGUGGCUCCGUUAAGCUCCCCCACAUCCCUCGCCCCAAGAUGAAGCUCUGCAUGCUUGGGGAUGCCCAGCAUGUUGAAGAGGCUGAGAAAAUAGGUCUGGACUAUAUGGAUGUGGAAGGAUUAAAGAAAAUGAACAAGAACAAGAAACUGGUUAAGAAGCUUGCAAAGAAAUAUCAUGCUUUUCUUGCAUCAGAAGCAAUUAUUAAGCAGAUUCCUCGACUUCUUGGUCCUGGUCUAAACAAGGCAGGUAAAUUUCCCACUUUGGUGUCACAUCAAGAGUCAUUGGAGGGGAAAGUAAAUGAAAACAAAGCUACGAUCAAGUUCCAAUUGAAGAAAGUUCUCUGUAUGGGUGUUGCUGUGGGUAACUGUGGCAUGGAGGAAAAGCAAAUAUUUCAGAAUGUCCAGCUGAGUGUCAACUUUCUGGUAUCCUUGCUUAAGAAAAACUGGCAAAAUGUACGUUGCCUUUAUCUGAAGACCACCAUGGGCAAGCCAUCUCGGAUAUUCUAAUCUAAUACUGCAAUUAGUUUCAGCUUUUGUUCAGUGAACUUUGAGAUUUGUAUUGUUUUGUUCAUUUAAUGUAUGAGGUUCAAACAGUAUAUUUAUAAAGAAUUUUGCAUUUGAUUU